This is a messenger RNA of Exophiala bonariae, 408 nucleotides long. RefSeq lists its product as uncharacterized. The transcript has a single exon. Lineage: Eukaryota; Fungi; Ascomycota; Eurotiomycetes; Chaetothyriales; Herpotrichiellaceae. The record is from RefSeq and is a predicted model, not a curated record. The coding region runs from base 1 to 408 and encodes 135 amino acids.
AUGGCGACGACACUCUCCCCGUACUCAACCUUUCGCCCCCUCCACAUCCCACCACUCCUAGCAGCAAGUGCAAUGGGCAUAGGGGCACUCAUGCCUCUCUGGAAUCCACGAGCCGCCAUCCGUGCCUUUGGGUUUCCCGAACGGAUUGCCAUUUCCGAGCCAGCACAGGCGUGCUUCACCGUCUACGGCGCCCGCAGCACGUGUCUCGGCGCUGCUAUCUGGAUUUUCUACCUGCAGGGCAAAAUGCAGGCUGUCGACACCAUUCUAGCACUUCAAAUCUACACUACGGCUGUGGAUGCCUAUAUCUGCUGGCGUGAAGGUGUGCCGCAAAAGGCAGUCAUGAGAGUAUUCGCUGGCGUGUUGGUUGGAGGAUGGGGGAUUUCGGGCUUGACUUCCAGAUUCUCUUGA